Molecule: messenger RNA, 751 nt
Organism: Elgaria multicarinata webbii
Lineage: Eukaryota; Metazoa; Chordata; Lepidosauria; Squamata; Anguidae
Product: protein S100-A4-like
Exons: 4
Coding region: 1-597 (198 amino acids)
Molecular function (GO): transition metal ion binding; calcium ion binding; calcium-dependent protein binding
Source: RefSeq, a predicted model, not a curated record
AUGACUGCCCUGGAGAAAGCCCUGACCACCAUUGUCGCCACCUUCCACAAGUAUUCCGCCAAGGAGGGAGACAAGUUCAAGCUCAACAAAUCGGAGCUGAAAGAGCUUCUGAUGAACGAACUUCCCGCGUUCAACAGCAAACGAAUGGAUGGGGCCGAAUUCCAGAAGAUCAUGAAUGACCUGGACCACAACAAGGACAACGAAGUGGAUUUCCAGGAGUUCUCUUGCUUCCUGGCGUGUGUCUCAAUGGGAUUUGACGAGUUCUUUCGGAGUUGCCCCAAACGCCCCGAGAUGCAAGCUCCCCUUGAAGAAGCUCUGGACGUCAUGAUAGAAACCUUCCACAAAUAUUCCGCCAAGGAAGGGGACAAGUUGAAGCUCAACAAGGCUGAGAUGCGAGAGUUGCUGCUCCAUGAGAUGCCCACCUUUGUCAGGGGGAAGAUCGACGAACGCGGCUUUGAGCACUUGAUGAAGAAACUUGAUGACAACAAGGACGAGGAACUGGACUUCCAGGAGUACGCCGUCUUCUUGGCUCUCACCGCUUCCCUGUGCAACGAAUUCUUCCAGGAGUGUUCCGACGAGAACAACCGGAAGAGAUGAAGCCGACGUUUCCGGGGGGUCUCUUUGGCUGUUACACCUGCCUACGCAGACCGGCCAGGGUGGGGCUGGGCUAUUUGUACAGUAAUAAAGGUGCUUGGAACAACGGGGUGUUCGCAGGGCAAGAUUAAGACAUGCUGAGGCCCUAAACUAUAUC